ACUGCGAAAGCAGGAGAACCAGUCGGCAUCGAGCUUCGCCGCCGAACGAUACGAAAGUACGAGAGACUAAAAUAGACGGUACAAAACGUGUACCUCGCCAGUUUCUGUUCCAAAUUUACCGGAAUACUCGUCUAGCGUUAAGAAACUUAGUGCUCCAUCAGUGAAAACUACUGUUUUUAGUGAUAAAUUGGAUUUGUAGUGAUAUUUGGAUUUGACACAGUGAACUUUAUACUGUUUUGGUGAGAGUUUUUAGUGAUCCUGUGAUAAUUUUGGAUAUUUUAUCGGAUCUGUUGCAUUUUCGUUUUUAUCAACUUAAGUAAGCCUCUCCAACCCUAACAACCCAAUAAAACAACCACGCGCCAGAAACACGGACGAAAUAACUCGCAAAGAAUUAAUUAAAUAACAGAGACGACACCGCAGAAAACGUAAAUUAGUAAAGGAUUAACAGAAAACAAAACUAAAAAGUCUAGAACUAAAAAUAAACUCGCCAUUUAAUAGCGAAAGGUUUUGUCGGUAUGUAAGGUACCAACGACGUAGUACCUAUAGCGUCGUCGUAGCUUGCGUACAAAACUAGAUACUACAUCAUAAGAAAAACGAAGAGGAAAAGGGAAAAAGAGAGGAAAGAAAGACAAAAAAACGGACGAUAGAUCGCGGUACAGCUAUCCUCGGCUUUAUAAUAUACGCGGUGGCGAGCAACAAGUGUUGAGAACAAGCGAGCGCCUCGAGAAAGGGUUCAGUGAACGCAGCUAGUGUCCCAGGUCAUGGACAGCUAGAGGAGAGGAACUGUCAAGAUGGACAUGGAAGAGACGAACGGCAGGCCGGGCAGCGGGCACAGUCUCAGCGUUCUAG
Sitophilus oryzae (rice weevil) is the source of this 849-nucleotide messenger RNA. RefSeq lists its product as uncharacterized. The record is from RefSeq and is a predicted model, not a curated record. NCBI's taxonomy places the organism in Eukaryota, Metazoa, Arthropoda, Insecta, Coleoptera, Curculionidae.